Molecule: messenger RNA, 1725 nt
Organism: Brettanomyces nanus
Lineage: Eukaryota; Fungi; Ascomycota; Pichiomycetes; Pichiales; Pichiaceae
Exons: 1
Coding region: 1-1725 (574 amino acids)
Source: RefSeq, a predicted model, not a curated record
AUGAGUAAAGCUCGCAGUUUACAGAGUAUAAUCUCGUACUCUGAGAAGUUAUUUGAUUCGGAUCCCUCCGAGGAGUAUGAGUACGAUUUCGAGCGCGAUGAUCACUCUGUCCCGAUUACUAUUGAUGAAUCAGAUACGCGUGAAUUGAACGGUAAUUUAUCGCGUGGAUUAUUUGUGAAAGGCUUGAAGAAGGAUAUUAAUGAACACAACAGUGAUGAUUCUGCUUCUGAUCUUGAUUAUGUGCCGACAGAAGCUGACGACGAUGAUGAUGACGAUGAGUACUCCAACGAGAAGGACUUUGAGUAUUUGAAUUCUGAUGGAGAGACUGCUGAUUUGACCUAUGAGAGUUAUCACCCUGAAGGGUUUACUUCUCAUGCCGAGGAGGUGGAAACAGAGACCGAAGAGAUAGAUGAAAUCGAUCAACUUGAACCCCCUGGCAGCGUCAAGACGCGUUUUUUACUCUACAUGCUUAAAUGUGCCCCACUCGUAUUGGUGGUACUUUUCUUGGUUCUUCUAUCUAACGUGUCUGCCAGUUUUCCAAGUCAAGGAACAGAUUCUGGAUACGUUCAUCACAAAUUAUAUCUAUUAGAGAAACAGCUGAGUAUACUGAGGCAGCAGCAGGAUCGAUUGAUAGCUGGAGUUAGAGAGAAUAAGGUUGUUUUGACCAAUGGAACCGAAAUAACUGAUUAUAUCGAGCAGUUUCGAUCCAAUAUCACUUCGAUCGAUGAUAAAAUUAGAAGAUUGCAACAACAAGAUACGACGAUUACCGAUAAUGACAUUGAGAGAAUAUGGAAGAUACUGAAGGACAAACUAGAUGAUGAAACAAAGGAGAAGAAACCAACCGUUACUGUCAUUAGGCCAGAAAUUCAACCGAAGAUGUCAAGUUCGGUUUCAGGUUCAAGUUCAGGUUUAGGUUUAGAUUCAGAUUCAGAUUUAGAUUCCUCGCCUGUGACAUACCGUACUCAGAACUAUGGCAGUCACGGUUUGAACAAUGUGGCAAGUACGGCGCGAGUGCUCCCACAACUUACAAGCAUGGCAAAAGUGAAAAGAGUGCGUACUAAAGUGAUGGAUCGAGUUCUUCACGGGUUUUCUGAUUUUGCCAGCAGAAAGAUCUGGAAGAAAUCCAGUAGAAAGCCACUGAUUGGGUUAAAAGGAAUCAAUUUAGGUGGGCAAGAUAACAAUCCUAACAACGUUCUUAUAGAGGACCCAAGAAGAUACUGGCAAGGGCUUGUAGAAGAUCUGCCCCUCAGCUUCACGAUGGCAUUGAGGGAACCGGUGUGUCUUGUCGAAGUUGGAAUUAGCCAUCCCCGCUAUAGGUACCUUAUGAGCAGUGCUCCAAAAUUUGUGGAAUUGUUUGUCAAACCAUCAAGGGAUCUCAGCACGAUUAGGCAACAAGUUGCUCGGUAUUAUAAUCAGGAUUUCCGUUCCGCCGUGCUGAGGUCAAGCUUUGCUAAGGUAGGCGAACUGACGUAUGACAUUGGUAGCAACCAACAGUAUCAGAAAUUCACAAUACCCAAGGAAGUUAAAUUAAUUCUUAUGGAAUACCCGAUAGAGAAUGUGAUGCUCGUGAUUGACUCCAACUGGGGUCAUUCAAACGUGACCGUACUAGACACUCUACGUCUCUUUGGACUGAAUGAGGUCGAUAGAAAGAGAUCUUUUGGUGACAGAAGCACUGGAAUGGAGACUGUGCCGGAUUUGGGUAGAGAUACCCCUAUGGAUAAGUAA